UAUGCACCCCAACAGCUUCCAAACGUGCAGUCCCCUUGGCAAGUCACGUGAUUCCUAAAGGGGCCAGAGCGCCCAACACAACCCAGUUUCACUGUUGGCGGUACCCGACCUUGGCGACACGAGAUGUACAAGUUAUGAGGGAAACAUUGGCGUUUGAGCUGCUCACAUCCAUGAUGAACGACGAUUGGCGAGCUGAUUCUCCCAUUCCCUCAACCUCCCAGGACACCGUCGACUCUAUCAUCGGCUUCAGCAACGACGACCUGAGAGUGGACACCGGUGAAGUGACCAUCGAUCCCAGCUAUGAAGAGACGUUACAGAGCUUAUACAGUGAGGAGGAUUCACAGUCAGACCCUUUGUGGAACCCGAACUCAACAUCCACCGCCAGCUCAACAGUAGGGGGAGACAACUCUCUGGACUUCCUGUCUGAUGACUGUUUCCUGGAAGCGUCAAUGACUGAUGUUGUCAAGGGGUCACUGAAGUCACGUAUUCAUGCAAAACGACUGGCAUCUGGCCAAGAGGAGAUCAGUGUGGACCUCAGUCGAUCCAUCUCUCCCAAAGAACCGCUGACAGGGGAAGACCUCCAGUUACACAUGGAACGCAAGGAGAAGAACAGGGUGGCUGCGCAGAAGUGUCGCACCAAGAAACGGGAGCGUGCAGAGCAUCUGGAACAUGACAUCAGCCGCCUGGAGAACAAACAGGAUCAUCUGAAGGAUGAGAUUCAGCGCCUGCGGGACGAAAGGGAACACCUGGAAGAGGUCAUCAACAUCCACAGUGUCGUCUGCCCUAAGAUCAGGAAGAUCUCCGACUCCUAAGAUCCUGAAGGUCAAGGUUGUGACUGUUUUUAGACAAUGCCCGAUCUUACGAUAUAUUGCGGUAUGAACUAUGGCUCAACUGGCAGCUCGUCUGUGACGUCAGAAACUGCGUCUACGAUCUACUCGUAUCUACGAUGGUAACAUGGACGAGAGAAGAUUGGUACUUCCGAAGAAAGGAAUUUGAUAGGGAGGUGUCUCUUCUGUGACAACUGGGGCAUAGGCUGCUCCACAAUGGUUGCCACAAGAGGCACUAUCAUGAACUAACAUGGUGAUUUUCACAAGGAAAGUGGAGUCGUAUUGUAUUGAUCUUAUAAUAUGCACCCACUGUGUAUUUGAUAAGCCAGUAUACAGUAGUAUAGCAGUAUGUGUUUAGAAUAUACCAAGUAGUCUGAGGGGCAUUAUUACAUCGACAUCCACGACAAUAGCAUCUCUGUCAUGUAUGUGUCUAGUUUUAAGGUUGUGUGCGUAGGGAAAUCCGCAAACUUCACUGAAGGAGUAUGGAUGCUGGAUUGAAGACAUAAAGUGUAGAAGUACAGGAUUAAAGAUAGGGACACUGGAUAAAAUGUACGGAUAUAUGAGGUAAAAAUAUAUUGGAUUAUGGGCAUAUUAAGGUGUAGAAAUACAAAAUAAAAGACACUGGGAAUUGGAAUACUGUAUGAAACGUAGGGACAUUGGAUUAAAAACAUGGGAGUACUGAAUUAAUACUGGAAUUUAGGUACCACGUGCAGGCGUACUUGAUUAAAGAUCCGGUGUGUGGAACAACUUGAUUUCGAGUGCCAGUGGAUUAAAGGUAAACCCAGAAGAAUACUGGAGUAAGAGCGUGGCCUGUAGAUAUAUUCGGUUAAGGUAUAGAGUACUAUAACUAAAGUCAAGUGUAGGCGUAGUGCAGAAAAUACAAAGGAUGGACGUCAUUAGGCAAUGUACUCCUGGUUGCAUUUAUUGCGAAAUAAUCCCAUACGGAAAUAUGAUGUAUGGAUUCUUAGACCUACAAGAUUUGUGUAACCCAUUGUGUUAAUUAGGAAUGGUUAAUGUAUUAUACCCAUUUUUGAUUCAGCUCUUAAAUAUUACUGACAUGAUACAACUGUGAAGGCUGAUCUUCACGUAUAAGUGGUGCCUUACAAUGCAAGACAAAGCCCUGCAGUUGACUUAUGCAAGACCGUGGCUCCAAUGUUGAUGUGUUUUUUGUAAAGUCUGUGUCAGCUGUAACCAAAACCUUAAUAGUACAUACUUGAUCUGUGUAAAACUUGCCAACUUUUUUCACCAUCAUCAUAUUUCCAUUUAAAAAUCGUAUUUUUCUAACCUUUCAAACAUUCGUCGGAAUCUCUGGGUAAUACUCCCUACACUGUAAGUGCCGACCCUGCUGCUGAGCUCGGAGACGGGGACGAGGGUGGAAUGUCGCCAUUACCCGACCCCCCACCCCUCGCCCCACCCCUCGCCCCACCCAGGCAGCUGAGAACGAGACUGAGGGAAUCAGUGUGUUUGAAGAACCGCGUGGUGCGUGCUGAACGUGACAUGAAUGACUCCAUGGUUGUGGCGACGGUGUUAGAACUUGGAAGAGGAACAGGAAGAAGAAUGGGCUUCAAAUGACUAUGAAUGAGAGACAUGAGAUCGACAAUUGUUUUUAUCUAUUUAUGAAUGUAUGUUAUGAUCGCUGAGCGUGUUGUCACGUAGAUUGAAUAUGAACGGUGUUAACGGCGUGUUUAUGUUGUUAUAUGUUUGUUUUUUAAAUAUAAUUGUUUCUAUUCCUA
Haliotis rufescens (red abalone) is the source of this 2560-nucleotide messenger RNA. Its product is annotated as activating transcription factor 3-like. Gene Ontology annotation, cellular component: nucleus. Gene Ontology annotation, biological process: regulation of transcription by RNA polymerase II. The transcript has 4 exons. The record is from RefSeq and is a predicted model, not a curated record. Bases 135 to 812 code for a protein of 225 amino acids. NCBI's taxonomy places the organism in Eukaryota, Metazoa, Mollusca, Gastropoda, Lepetellida, Haliotidae. Gene Ontology annotation, molecular function: RNA polymerase II cis-regulatory region sequence-specific DNA binding; DNA-binding transcription factor activity, RNA polymerase II-specific.